Messenger RNA from Closterium sp. Naga37s-1, 678 nucleotides. NCBI's taxonomy places the organism in Eukaryota, Viridiplantae, Streptophyta, Zygnematophyceae, Desmidiales, Closteriaceae. The record is from the annotation of a GenBank genome assembly.
AUGCCCGACUUAUUUCUUCCACCCCCUUACCCGCCCACUCAACCCCUCUGCUGCUGGCGGCUGGCGCUGGUGCUGGUUCCUGGUGCUGGCGGCUGGUGCUGGUGCUGGUUCCUGGUGCUGGCGCUGGCGCUGGUGCUGGUGCUGGUUCCUGGUACUGGCGGCUGGCGCUGGUGCUGGUUCCUGGUGCUGGCGGCUGGCGCUGGUGCUGGUUCCUGGUGCUGGCGGCUGGCGCUGGUGCUGGUUCCUGGUGCUGGCGGCUGGCGCUGGUGCUGGUUCCUGGUGCUGGCGGCUGGCGCUGGUGCUGGCGGCUGGUGCUGGUGCUGGUUCCUGGUGCUGGCGGCUGGCGCUGGUGCUGGUUCCUGGUGCUGGCGGCUGGCGCUGGUGCUGGUUCCUGGUGCUGGCGGCUGGUGCUGGUGCUGGUUCCUGGUGCUGGCGGCUGGUGCUGGUUCCUGGUGCUGGUGCUGGUUCCUGGUGCUGGCGCUGGUGCUGGUGCUGGUUCCUGGUGCUGGCGGCUGGCGCUGGUGCUGGUUCCUGGUGCUGGCGGCUGGUGCUGGUGCCUGGGCAGGGACAGGUGGGGAAGAGGUGGCGGGGUGGGGAGCUGACGACGGGCUUGCUCGCGGGCUCGCGGGUCCGCUGGUUCGUUUACUGGCGGGGUUACGGGUCGUGGACGAUCUGUAG